AUGGCCACCCCGGAUGAUUUACAGGCCAACUCGGAGUACAUUAGGAUGGCAGACCAGUACGUAGAGGUGUCGGGAGGCACGAACAAUAACAACUAUGCUAAUAUAGAUUUAAUACUAGACGUGGCGCAGCAAACAAAUGUAGAUGCGGUAUGGGCCGGAUGGGGCCACGCUUCUGAAAACCCAUGUUUGCCUGAGCUGCUGGCUAAUUCUCAAAGAAAAAUAUUAUUUAUUGGCCCACCAGGCCACGCMAUGAGAUCUCUCGGCGAUAAAAUUUCUUCCACUAUCGUUGCGCAAAGUGCUAAAAUCCCAUGUAUUCCUUGGUCUGGUUCUCAUUUAGAUACCAUUCAUAUCGACGGCCAAACCAAGCUGGUGUCUGUUCCAGAAGAUGUAUAUGCAAGGGGAUGCUGUUCCUCGCCUGAAGAUGCCUUGGAAAAGGCUAAAUCUAUAGGGUUCCCCGUAAUGAUUAAGGCAUCUGAAGGUGGCGGAGGUAAAGGAAUUAGACAAGUAGACGACGAGGAUGAUUUUAUUACAUUCUACCGUCAAGCCGUGAAUGAAUCCCCCGGAUCACCGAUGUUUGUUAUGAAGGUGGUCACCGAUGCACGUCAUUUAGAAGUUCAGCUAUUAGCUGWCCAAUAUGGUACCAAUAUAUCGUUAUUUGGAAGAGACUGUUCUAUACAAAGGAGGCACCAAAAGGUUAUAGAAGAAGCACCAGUAACUAUAACCAAGCCUGAAACAUUUUAUGAGAUGGAGCACGCAGCGAUUCGAUUAGGUGAGCUCGUAGGUUAUGUUUCCGCGGGUACCGUUGAAUAUUUAUAUUCACCGAAGGAUGAUAAAUACUAUUUUUUAGAAUUGAAUCCAAGAUUGCAAGUGGAACAUCCAACCACUGAAAUGAUAUCUGGAGUAAAUCUUCCUGCUGCUCAAUUGCAAAUUGCUAUGGGCAUCCCCAUGCAUAGGAUAAGUGAUAUUAGAAAGUUAUACGGUUUAAACCCCACGGGGACUUCACGGAUUGAUUUCAAAUCUCUGCCAAGACCUAAACCAAAGGGACACUGUAUCUCAUGUAGAAUCACUUCAGAAGACCCUAAUGAAGGUUUUAAACCAUCCACUGGGAAACUUCACGAGCUCAAUUUUCGUUCUAGCCCCAAUGUUUGGGGCUAUUUCUCUGUGGGAAAUAAUGGCGCCAUCCAUUCAUUUUCAGACUCUCAAUUUGGCCACAUUUUUGCAAUAGGUAAUGAUAGGCAAGAUGCAAAACAGAAUAUGAUUCUAGCUCUAAAGGACUUUUCUGUGCGUGGAGAAUUUAAAACACCCGUCGAAUACCUCAUUGAGCUAUUGGAAACUGAUGAUUUUGGUAACAAUAAUAUAACCACUGGUUGGCUGGAUGAUUUGAUUUUAAAAAACCUCAGCUCCGAUAUCAAGUUGGAUCCUAUGCUUACUGUUAUUUGUGGUGGUGCAAUGAAGGCAUACGUCUUUACAGAAGGAAUAAGGAACACUUACUUGAAACUAUUGCAAAGAGGCCAAGUUCCUCCCAGAAACUUGCUGAAAACCAAAUUCCCUAUUGACUUCAUUUUCAAUAAUAAGAAGUAUUUAUUCACUGUUUCACAGUCCUCUGAAGAGCGCUUCGUACUCUCUAUCAACAAUUCACAAUGUGAAGUUGAUGUCCAAAAGUUAUCCAACGAUUGCUUACUGGUCUCUGUUGGGGGUAGAUCUCAUACAGUUUAUUGGAAAGAUGAUAUUGGUGGUACAAGGCUUUUAAUAGAUUCAAAGACUACGUUCUUAGAGUCAGAGCUCAACCCAACGCAAAUGAUGUCACCUACUCCAGGAAAAUUAAUGAAAUUCUUAGUUUCAAAUGGUGACCAUGUUUCUGCUGGACAGCCAUACGCAGAAAUUGAAAUUAUGAAAAUGCAGAUGCCGUUAGUAGCCAAGACUAAUGGAAUUAUUGAACUAUUGGGACGACCUGGUUCCAUCAUCGAAGCAGGCGAUGUUAUAGCAAAAUUAACCUUAGACGCGCCCUCGAAAGCCAACGAAUCGUCUUUAUACCAGGGAGAAUUACCUGCUUUAGGCCCACCGGUAAUAGAAGGUAGCAGACCAAUCCAUAAAUUUAGAACUUUAGUAAGUAGAUUGGAAAAUAUCCUUAAAGGGUAUACCGAGAGUGUUGAAAUAGGAGCCUCUUUAAAGGAAUUGAUAAAAGUCUUGAGAGAUGGUAGACUUCCUUAUUCGGAAUGGGAAUUUCAAGCCUCUGCAGUGCGUAAUAGAUUACCAAAACAAUUGAACGAGAAACUAGAAAAAAUAAUCGAGAACUCUGCCUCUUUUCCUGCGGAAGAACUGCAUGUCUUGCUGAAACGCUACGUCAAAGAAUACGCGGAUGACCAUGUAAUAUGCAUUGCUUUGCAGCCGCUACUUAAUAUUGCCAAAAGGUAUUACAAUGGUUUGGAUAAUCACGAAUAUGAAGUUUUCUUCAAGCUAAUUGAUAAUUAUCACGCUGUUGAGAAAGCUUUUGAAAGUGAUGAUGUGGAUGAAGAAAGAAAUAUAUUAGACCUACGCAAUAAAGAAUCAAGUAAUUUGAGAAACCUUUUGAGCAGAAGUUUAUCUCAUGCUAAUUUGUCCAGCAAGAACAAGUUGAUUAUGUCGAUCUUGCGCGAAUAUGAACCGUUGUGCCAAAAUUCCUCUGGUAUUGCGUUAAAAUUUAAGACUGUUUUACAGGAUUUGGCAACCCUAAAAUCUAAAUUGACUAAACAGGUUGCCGUAAAGGCUAGAUCGAUGUUACUUAGAGAUUCACUGCCUCCUAUCAAGGAGAGAAAAAAGCAUAUUGAAAAAAUGCUGCAAUUGCAUGCUAAUAUUAUAGGCUGUAAACAAAUUAAUGAAGACGACAUAUAUUUAUGCGUGAAAAAUUUUGAUAACUUAAUAAAUUCAAAUUUGGCGCAGUUGCAAGAUUUGUUUUUAUUCUUCGGACAUUCAAGUACGUUUUUUUGCAGAAUUGCAUCAGAAAUUUACGUAAGGUAUGCCUAUGGUCCUUACCAUUUGAAGGGAUUAAACAGUUACAGAGAAAUACCAAAUGUUUUGAUGUCAUGGCAAUUCGAUUCAUCCGAAAAGAUUUUGCCCAGCUCAAACGAUGGCAUCGAUAAAGAAAUAAAUUCUUCUAGGCUUUCUUGCAUACCCAGCAAGGAUUCGUUGAGAAAGAUCGGUUUUCUUGUAAACAUAGGUGAAUUUGAUUCUAUGGAAAAGACGUUGGGUGUGCUAUACGAAAAGGUUCAUGCCUCGGGAUAUGUUUCCGUUAGUGGAGGAAACUCUCUCAUUGUGAAUGUGCUCUCUCCAAUGCAUUUCAAAAAUGAAGAAGAUCUAAUCAGCAGGGUGAAGACUAACCUUCUUGAUAAUAAAAAGCGUUUAAGUGACCUACGCUUUAGUCGUAUCACUUUCGUAUUUACCCCAGAAAAUGGUUCGCGUGUUAAUUUUUACUCUUUCGAUGGAAUGACUUAUAACGAAAUUCCUCAAAUAAGAAACAUGGAUCCGUCCUACGAAUCAUCGAUGGAGUUGGAAAGAAUGUCGAACUAUAAAAUCAGACCUCUAUUCGCGUAUGAUAGCAAUGUACGCAUUUUCGAGGGUAUAAGCAAAUUUACGCCCCUCGAUAAAAGAUUUUUUAUUAGAAAAGUUAUAAAUUCUUCCCUUGUUAACGAUCAGACAAUCAUCCUCAGGCAUCUAGAAGCAGAAAUUGACGCCCAGGUACGUCGUAUGUUAGAGUAUCUGGAAGCUAUCGAUACGUCAAAUUCGGACCUGAAUCAUGUUUUCUUGAAUUUCAAAGCACCUUUUAAUACAUCAGCACGCCAUUUCAAGGACAUCCUAGAAAAAACCCUCAAAAGUCAUGAGAGUAAGUUGUUCCAAGAAAGAGUCACGGAUAUAGAAAUUCGAGUAUUCAUCAAAUGCCCAGAAACCAUGAAACCCGUCCCGCACCGGUUAUUUGCUUCUAAUAAAUCAGGAUAUGUGAUUAACAUUGAAACAUAUAAUGAAGUAAGUGAGGAAAAAGGUGGUACAAUAUUAAGCUCAUUGAGUAAGCAAGGAUAUUUCGAUGGGGAAUCUGUCUCUUUGCCUUACGCUGUCAAGGACUGGUUACAACCCAAAAGAUACAAAGCUCAGUUUAUGGGUACAACGUACGUCUACGACUUUCCAAGUUUGUUCCGUCAGGCUGCCACUCAGCAAUGGAGGAGAUAUUUUCCAAAGCACAGGUUGAAGGACAAUUUUUUUAAGUGGACUGAACUGAUCGAACAAAAUGGAAAAUUAAUUGAGGUAAACAGGGAACCAGGUAAUAAUGAUAUAGGAAUGGUUGCUUUUGAACUGAUGGUUCAAACACCUGAAUACCCAAAAGGGCGCAAAAUGGUUGUGAUAUCAAAUGACAUUACUUUCAACAUUGGAUCUUUUGGACCGAAGGAAGAUUCGUUUUUCAAUAAAGUUACAAAUUAUGCAAGAGAAAAAGGUAUCCCGAGAAUAUAUUUGGCAGCCAAUUCGGGCGCUAAACUCGGUAUAGCCGAAGAGCUGAUUCCGUUGUUCCAUGUGGCAUGGGAUGAUCCCUCCGAUCCCACAAAAGGUUUCAAAUACCUGUAUUUGACACCAAACGACAUGAAACAUCUCAAAGAUACUGGAAAGGAAAAGUCAGUAAUCGUAGAACACAGAAUGGUUUACGGUGAGGAAAGAUAUAUUAUCAAAACGAUAGUCGGAUCCGAAGAAGGUUUAGGGGUUGAAUGUCUGCAAGGAUCGGGUUUAAUUGCCGGUGCUACUUCAAAAGCGUACAAGGAUAUAUUUACGAUCACAGCGGUUACUUGUAGGUCUGUUGGUAUAGGUUCUUACUUGGUUAGACUGGGACAGCGGACUAUUCAAGUUGAAAAUAAGCCUAUCAUACUGACGGGAGUAUCAGCUAUUAACAAAGUCCUAGGCACAGAAAUCUAUACAUCCAACUUACAAAUAGGUGGUACACAAGUUAUGUAUAGAAACGGGAUAACGCAUUUAACGGCCAGUAAUGACAUGAAGGCCAUCGAACAAAUAUUGACUUGGUUAUCAUAUAUUCCCGCAAGAAGAGAUAUGAGCAUCCCAAUUCUUGAAACAACGGAUAGAUGGGAUAGGGAUGUAGGCUUCAAGCCUGUCAAGCAAGUGCCCUAUGAGACAAGGUGGCUGAUAGAAGGUAAGCCGGGCAUAAAUGGCGAAUUUCAGUCCGGUCUUUUUGAUAAAGGCUCGUUUUUUGAGACGUUGUCUGGAUGGGCCAAAGGCGUAAUUGUUGGCAGAGCACGUCUUGGAGGUAUUCCUGUGGGUGUGAUUGCAGUGAGGACGAAAACUAUCGAAGACGUGAUCCCUGCUGAUCCAGCUAACCUGAAGUCAUCAGAGUUUUCAAUCAAAGAAGCGGGACAAGUUUGGUAUCCAAAUUCUGCAUUCAAAACAGCUCAGACUAUAAACGAUUUCAACUAUGGUGAACAGUUACCACUGAUUAUUUUAGCCAAUUGGAGGGGAUUUUCUGGCGGUCAAAGAGAUAUGUAUAAUGAGGUGUUGAAAUAUGGAUCGUUCAUUGUUGACGCUUUAGUUGACUAUAAACAACCAAUACUGAUAUAUAUCCCGCCUUUAGGUGAACUAAGGGGUGGAUCAUGGGUUGUUGUAGAUCCCACCAUUAAUCCAGAGCAAAUGGAAAUGUAUGCUGACGUUGAAUCUAGAGGAGGCGUAUUGGAACCUGAUGGAGUAGUCAGUAUCAAGUAUCGUAAAGAGAAGAUGAUAGAGACAAUGAUUAGACUGGAUUCUACGUAUGGACAUUUGAGGAGAACGUUGACAGAGAAAAAAUUAUCGUUGGAGAAACAAAAUGACCUUACUAAGAGGCUGAAAUUCAGAGAGAGACAGUUGAUGCCCAUUUAUAACCAAAUAAGUAUACAGUUUGCAGACUUGCAUGACAGGUCUACUAGGAUGCUGGUUAAGGGGGUGAUCCGAAAGGAAUUGGAAUGGACCAAGUCACGUAGAUUUUUAUACUGGAGAUUAAGGAGAAGGUUGAAUGAGGGUCAAGUGAUCAAAAGAAUGCAAAGUAAGAUCUGCGACAACAAGACAGUAAUGAAGUAUGGUGAGUUGUUGAAAAUAGUUCAGUCAUGGUAUAGCCACCUGGACGGAAACGACGAUCGGGCAGUAGCGGAAUUCAUAGAGAAAAAUACCAAGGAAAUUAACAAGAAUAUUGAAGAGUAUGAAAUUUCACUGUUUGUUAAUGAACUAAAAAAGAAAUUUGAAGACAAAAACGGAAACAUUGUCCUUAAAGAAUUGACUAAAUUAAUAGACAAUAAGCGGAAGAAAUAG
Molecule: messenger RNA, 6306 nt
Organism: Saccharomyces eubayanus
Lineage: Eukaryota; Fungi; Ascomycota; Saccharomycetes; Saccharomycetales; Saccharomycetaceae
Gene: HFA1
Product: acetyl-CoA carboxylase HFA1
Exons: 1
Coding region: 1-6306 (2101 amino acids)
Biological process (GO): fatty acid biosynthetic process
Molecular function (GO): metal ion binding; ATP binding; acetyl-CoA carboxylase activity
Source: RefSeq, a predicted model, not a curated record